Messenger RNA from Hirsutella rhossiliensis, 1170 nucleotides. RefSeq names its product metallopeptidase family m24 domain-containing protein. The record is from RefSeq and is a predicted model, not a curated record. Bases 1 to 1170 code for a protein of 389 amino acids. Lineage: Eukaryota; Fungi; Ascomycota; Sordariomycetes; Hypocreales; Ophiocordycipitaceae. The transcript has 5 exons. Gene Ontology annotation, biological process: proteolysis. Gene Ontology annotation, molecular function: metalloaminopeptidase activity.
AUGACGUCUGAGCCGCCGGCCAAGAAGAAGUGCCUGGGAGUAGACUGCGACAACGAGGCUGGGUCGUUGCAGUGCCCGACAUGCUUGAAGCUCGGCAUCAAGGACAGCUAUUUCUGCUCCCAAGACUGCUUCAAGAAGAACUGGAGCAACCACAAGAGCGCCCACAAGAAGCAAAAUCCAGCUACCGGCUUCUAUAAUCCGUUUCCGAGCUUCCCCUUCUCCGGCCCACUGCGCCCCGUCUAUCCUCUGUCGGAGCAUCGAACCCUGCCCAAGUCGAUUCCCCAUCCCGUCUGGUGGCAGGAUGGAAACCCAAAGUACAGCCGCUCUCUGGUCAACCGGAACAAGAUCGAUAUUCUUGACGCCAAGGGCCAGGACGCCAUGCGCAAGAGCUGCCGGCUGGCCCGCGAGGUGCUCGAUAUUGCCGCCGCCGCCGCAAAACCCGGUGUCACGACCGACUACAUCGACGACGUCGUCCACAAGGCGUGCAUAGAGAGAAAUUCCUAUCCGUCGCCUCUCAACUACAAUCACUUCCCCAAGUCUUGCUGCACCUCAGUCAACGAGGUCAUCUGCCACGGGAUUCCUGACCAGCGCGUCCUACUUGACGGCGACAUACUCAACAUUGACAUUUCUCUCUACCACGAGGGCUAUCACGCCGACCUUAACGAAACGUACUACAUUGGCGACAAGGCCUUGGCCGACCCGGAGAACGUGCGCGUUGUAGAGGCAGCACGGGAGUGCCUCGCAGAGGCCAUCGAAGCCGUCAAACCGGGCAUACUGAUCCGCGAAUUUGGCAACAUUAUUGAGAAGCACGCCAAAAAGAAGAAUUGCAGCGUCAUCCGAACAUAUUGCGGGCAUGGAAUCAACUCACUCUUCCACUGCGCCCCGAACGUGCCGCACUACUCCAAGAACAAGGCUGUCGGCGAGUGCAAGCCCGGCAUGACGUUUACCAUCGAGCCCAUGAUUGCUUUGGGCAAGUACCGAGACAUUACUUGGCCGGACAACUGGACUAGUACCACGAUAGACGGGAAGCGAACGGCCCAAUUUGAGCAUACCCUUCUCGUCACGGAAGAUGGAGUGGAGAUUCUGACGGCGAGGAAGGAGGACUCACCUGGUGGUCCUGCAACAAUGCCGGUUGGCGAGACGGCCGCGACGUCUGGAGUAGGACAGUGA